Amoebophrya sp. A25 is the source of this 13856-nucleotide messenger RNA. Lineage: Eukaryota; Dinophyceae; Syndiniales; Amoebophryaceae. The record is from the annotation of a GenBank genome assembly.
CGGCUUCUCUGACUCUUCAUAGUUGUUUGCCACCUAAGGCCCGUUGCAAUUUAGUAUAUGAGAUUAGACUCCGACUCGUUUCCUCCAAGUAGUAGUAAGUACAUUUGGUGACUGAUGGAAAGUAAAUCGGCAGUAAACAAGCCAGACAUUAUGACAGAGUGGCCUUGUUGACGACAGUUGACAGUCGACGCGGCGUGCUGGAAGCUAUCUGGAUUUUCGCAGCACGACUUUUUUCAUCUUUUUUACAAACAGAUCUUCGAGUAUAGUCUGCUGAGUGAUUGGAGUACUAUCUGGUAUCUACCACCCAAUGAAUAAGAUUAUAAAGCUUUGUUGACACUCAGAUUGAUUUUCCUUCGAGUUUCCGCUCUUAGAACUGAUUCAUCCAACUCGAAAAAUUCGCUCCACCUCAUAGCGACCUAUUUUUCGUCAGAGUAGAUUUCACUUCACUUAUUGAACUGUCUCACGACUUUUUUUCGUAUCCCCUGAACGAUUUUUCUGGUACAACUAUACUAAGUAAGAGUAAGAAACAUCCUAUCCCUAUCCUCGUCGAAUGUGCUCAACUUUCUGUUUCUAAUUUUCCAACUCGAUCUUUCACUUUUAUUUUUUCUCAAGCUAAGCUAGCUUGAUUCUCACGAUAAUAAGGUUGGCAUUUUUUUCGUAGACCGAAGAUCUCGGGACCGCAAUUUUGAUCCGGUUCGCUGCCGCAGAUCGGUCUCAAGAAGAUGUUUUCGCCUGCUGUUCUAUCCCAGGGCAGCAUGCGUGGAGCAUGUCAAAGUUAAGGCUUUCCCUAAUUUUCCAUCUCCAGCAUUACCAGAGACGCAUACAUUUUGACGUAGGUGGCAAAAUGGAACUGUUUUGUUCCGCCAUUAGACUAGGAGAACUAAUCAAUGGGACACUGCGAAGGAAUUCAGGACAUCCUCCCUUUCCUCUUGUUGAAUUUACCACACUACGAGCUCUAAGAAAACAGUAGCCGGUUUGUGGCCGCUGGACCGAUGGCGGCCGCGUGCCAGCCGAAGGCCGUGCAAGUGCGUCAUUUUGCCUACAACGGUUAAGGCUUCUCCUAAUGUUCCAUCUUCAGAGGAGUCAUUCUAGAGAGUCUUUUUUUCAAGUGGAAAUAGAGCUCAGGAUGAUCUUCAGGAUGGGUUAGGGUGAGCUCUAAAACGUCCUCAAGCCGGAUUUCGAGACGUUCGACCACCCCUCUCUGGAAAAAAGCGAGUUCAUCAAGAAUAUUCGGAAAUUAAGGCAAUUUCAGGGGGCGAAUGAAGCUUUCUUAGUCGACAAAGAACUAGGUUUUGUCUGCUUAGCAUGGCAAGAUUAUAAUCAAAAUACUAGAAUCACACUACUACUAGAAUCAUACUACUAGUAGAUAGCACUAGAAUCAUGCUACUAGAAUCAUACCACUAGAAUUACGCUACUAGAUACUAGAAGGAUGAUACUACAAGGAUCACACUACUAGAAUCAUACUACUAUGAGAGCCUCAUUCAAUAUUACUAGGCUCAAACUACUUGGAUCAUACGACUAGGAUCAUACGAUACUACUAGACUCAUACUAGUAGGAUGAUGCUACCAGGAUGAUACUACUACAAUCUACUACUAGAAAAUAUACAAAACACGUUCAUUCUAGAGCACUAGUUGCAAAUUCCAAGCACCUAAAUCGAAAGAGAUGAACAUUGAUUCACUUGAAAUGAAAAUGAAUUAAUGGUUCAUAAAAAACCAUUUUUUCGAGGAUUGGGCGUUUCAAUUCGAAACUUGCAAGGUACUAGAACAAUACGACUAGAAUCAUGCUACUAGAACUAUACUACUAGAAUCAUACUACCAGAAUCAUACUACUAGGACCAUACUACCAGAAUUAUACUACUAGGAUCAAUUCAUGAUACUAGAAUCAUACUACCAGAAUCAUACUACUAGGACCAUACUACCAGAAUUAUACUACUAGGACCAUACUACCAGAAUCAUACUACUAGGUGCAUACUGCUAGGGUCAUGCCCCUACUAGAAUCACACUGCUAGAGUCAUCAUUCCAGUAGAAUCAUACUAGUGGUAGAACCAUACUAGUAGUAGAAUCAUACUACUAGAAGUUACUACUAGUUUCGAACUCCAAUUAUCUAAAGUGAAAGAGAUGAACAUUGAUUCACUUGAAAUUGAAAUGAAUUAAUGGUUCAUAAAAAAUCAUUUUUUCGAGGAUUCGGCGUUUCAGUUCGAAACUAAAGAUUAUCAUCAGGAGUCCAUCCUCCUUGUGACAGACUCACGAUCCCCAGUGUCUUAGGCUAGGUAAAAACUUCGUCGUCCCUUCAAAUUCGGACGAUGAGAAACUAACCCAUUAGUAUGCUAGUGGUGCUAUGGUGUUUUAUGCAUGCAUCCCUUGACAACGACACGGUACCAUAGUUAGCAUGUGUACGAUGGAUGCAUGAGUGAAUAAAUGAAUGAGUAUGCUAAGGGCAUUAGAAGGUUAUUGUUUAGUGUCCGGAAUAGUACAUGUAAGACUAUGUGAGACUCGUGCCAUGCCAUAGAAGGUUGAGGUAAUGCCAUGUAUUCCAGAUUCCUAGCAGGCUGCUACAGGAAUGAAAAAGUGUCACCCGCUCCCUCAUGUCUAAAAGGAAUCAACAGAGUUUCUGUUGGUAUUUUCCCCUCCCCUCAACUGAUGCUGUAAUUACCCCGAGAAUGGGUAAACGACUACUACUACGAAGUUCUACAGCGACUAGGUUAUGCCGUGGUUAAUAAAGUGAUUACUCCCAACGCUAAUGCAGCCAGUGGGGCUCUAUACGGAGACGCUGGACCAGAUUAAGCGCGAGGUGGCUGAGCUCGGUUCCCUGGAUUCGCACAAAGAGCAGGCAGGACUCGACUCGGUGCUGUCCAAAGGAGAGAAAGACGCUUACCUUGUACAACUCUAAACCUGACCGUAACAAUAUCAACUCAACAAUGUGGUUAUCGUGUACAGCUUUAGAUAACCUAGCCUAACCUUUUCAUGACCUCAAUAACAUAGUUAUCGUGUACAGCUUUGGAUAAUGAUUGGUAGCCCCUCUGUGGCUGCACAUAUUCGCUCGAGGAUACAGGUCAAACAGUGGACGGCGAGCCACCUCCUAUCCUAUCCUAGAUAUUAACCUAAGCUAACCUGCCUCUUACUUAACCUGACCUACCCCGCCGUCUGCUCUAGCCUCACUUCAUAGCCUGAACCCUAAGCCUCGUGUAACCUAGUGCUAAUCUAAACAACCGCGUUUUAGUGAUUUGAUCAUGCAUGCUAAGUCUAAGUAGAUGUAGAAAGGCAACAUGAUUGUGUGUGCAAGUUAGGCAGAGUAAUGCUUGAAGCAUGACCCUAUGUAAGAUCUUGCAUUCGAUAUUUAAUUACAGGAGUUCCUGAGAUAGAUCUUGAACAAUUAUCUUCAUUCUCGAUUCAACUGCACAGCACGCUUUAUUAUCCAACGUACUGUUUUCGAAAGCAGUGCACACGCAUUUCGACAAGAGUUGCUUUGGGCUCCCGCUCUUUGGUGCUGCUUGCUAUUCGCAUAUGUUAAGGCCGUUUGUGUACUACUAGAAAGGGCUUUGCUCAAUAAGAUGGAUGCUUACGGGAGAAAGUGGGUAGGUUCUUCAAGACCGAAGAAGAUCCUUCCUAGAUUAUUUGACCCCUUCCUACCUUCCUAUGACUAAAAUAUUCAAUACGUGAGUACAUCCCUCUGGGUAUUUCAGGAUAGUAUUGAACCGAAGAAGACGAAGAAACCUUUGCAUUUGAUUAUUCAAACUUUAGCAAUGAAUUGUAUUCUACUUUCUCCACCGUGAGGAAAGACUGAGGAACUUGUACCUCAUGCUAGGUAAAUGAAUGAAUGAGUGAGUCCUUAACUCAAACUCUAAUCGUGUGGGCAGGAUUGGGCAACCAUAUCAUGGCGAAGCGAAACUGCGAUAUCAAACAAGCGCUGAAAAUCAUCACCUAUUAUCGGACACCGAUCAUCAGUGAAGAGUACUUUUUCUUUGCAGGGAGGAAAAUAAUUUAGAAUCCCGAUCUUGAUUCCUAGUUCCCGCUCCACCACGGCCACAAGUAUUAUUGAGAAUGAUUAUAGAAGAUGGCGCUUAAUUAGUUUUAGCAGUUAGCAGGAUACUUCAGGAUACUUGUUGAUAGUUACCCUUUUCUCCUUUCUAUCUUCCUCUGGUCUGUCUUUUUUCUGGUUAGGUCGACGGCUCCACUACAAUUAAAUAGAAGACGGCUCUACAAGUUGAUAGAAAAAGUAGUCAGCGGAACAAGUUGAAAGGAAGGUUGGAGUCACUCGAACAGAAGACAGUAAAUGGACGAAACUAGGAUCCUUUCUGGAUUCCCAAAUUUUUUGAGGUUGUUUCGUCUGGGGUAUACGCCGGAGCAGGUGCAUGAACUGAUUGCAAAGCAGUUUUUUAUGGCCUCUGCGUUUCCCUAGUCGAUCUAGAAUCUCGGAAAGCAUCCUCGUAGGCAUGUUUGCAACGACAAAAGCGCAUCAGGGUCAUGCUUUUGGAACUGUACUGACACAUUGAGCUGCAGCGUACUACUAGUGCGUUUACUUGUACUUGUACUAUGAAUACUCGGGCAAGGUAGACGUGUCAGGGCUAAAAAAUAAGUGCCUGUUGAGGAGAUCAUGUAUCUACCACAUGCAUCACCUAACCUAACCUGAGCUCUUCUAAGGGCUAUUUGCAGUACUGGUCUGGAAACGCGCUCGAUCCAAGCAAGAAAGACCCGCUAGUCUUCAAUCCGAUGGUCCGGACAUUUUACCCCACGGACUCUCAUAUUUUAAGAAAAGUUCCUAGUCCUAGAUGGUGACUCUCAUAUUUUAAGAAAAGUUCCUAGUCCUAGAUGGUGGAACUGAUUUUUUAUGAUGCAAUCAUAUAUCGAGCUGCGUGACACGUGUGCGGGUCAUCAGGAGGAUCACUAGGAGCAACAGAGGAGAGAGAAGAGCUCCUUAGUCUUCUAUGAAGCAACAACACUAGGUGUUGAGCAUAUUUGUUUCUUCUAAAAGUUGGCGCAGGGAGCACGGAUCUUGGCCGAGACACGGAGUUGCAAGCUGCAAAAUUGUACUGCAUGGGAGUUGAGGGUAUGGACGCACCCGUUACGGUGAUCAACACUGGCGAUACCGGAUUUUUCACCGACGGAGCGAUGUAAAUUUUUCAUAGAUUAUACACUUGAUACAAUUUUUGGCUAAUCCGCUUGAUACAAUUGGCUAAUCCGCUUGAUACAAUUGGCUAAUCCGCUUGAUACAAUUGGCUAAUCCGCUUGAUACAAUUGUCCAGCCAAAAAUAGCUAUUAUUUUGAAAUAAUGUAAAUGUGCAGGCACGCUUUGCAACACUUCGUGGAGGCCGCUGAGCGAGGGUACAAAAUGCCAGUCAUUUUUUCGAUCAACUCGAAUAAUGCUGCCAUUAGCGCGCGUUUGGAUUAUGGUCAAAGCUAUGGAGACUUGGGUGAUGCGGCGGUGGAGCGAAUCCAAAAAUUAUGUUGACAGUUUGUUGUUUUCUAUUAUGAUAAUACUUACUUGUCGAAGUGAACGAUAGAAAAAGUCAGAACCAUGCGGUCUAAUUUCUGAGUCUAUGUCAGUACUUUUAUCCCCUCAACGAGCGGGUUUUCGAUUAGAUGCAGAUGCUGAAAUGAAAAAGUAAAAUCGUCUCAGUAUGCAUAGAGUUUUUUCUGUCAUUUAGGAUCUACCAGAUUAUUUACCUUUACAGUUUAAGAGUUCAUCGUCCAACAAUUAACUAGGUGAGUACGCACUUCCGGGCGUGUAAGUAGGCAGUAGGACACGAAAAAAAUUCCUGAAGAAAGAGAUGCUAUGACAUGAUAUGACAUGAAGCUUACAAGAAAUAUCAGAUAGUUUGCGUAUUGGACGUCAAGCCGCUGAUUGCAGCGGCAAGGCGUGGAAUGCGGCAGUGUCUAAAGAUUAAGGCUGAAAAGAACCUGCCUCCACGUGAAUCAAUCCCGUGAAAUAUAUGCUAAGGAACAGUUAACCCGUGCCAGAGGCUCGGGCUGUACUGAGUCCUCCACAACUGUUUUGUCCCGCCGUUAGGCUAGUCGAACUAAUUGGGACACCAUGAGGGUUGGUUUGAGGAUUUUCUCGGGAUUACUUCACGGGCUUAGGGCUUAGCCCAGGUCUAAAGAGAGACGUUUCGAAAUGUGGGAUAAGCUUAUCGAUCCUGGCUAUACCACGUGGGCCCACGAUAUGAAGGGAGGAAUCGAAUCCAUGAAGAAGUUAUGUUUUGCAUACUAGAGCUACUUACACUUUCUUGGUCAGAAGUGUAUGUGUUUUUCAGCAUUCUAUUAGAGUCAGCAUUCUAUUAGAAUCAUACUAGUAGAAUCAUACUAGUAGAAUCAUACUAGUAGAAUCAUUAUAGUAGAAUCAUACUAGUAGAAUCAUUAUAGUAGAAUCAUACUACUAAAAGUUAGUACGAGUUUCGAACUUCAAUCAUCUAAGUUGAAAAAGAUGAACAUGGACUCACUUUGAUUUAAAUUGGAUUACUAGGCGAUAAAAAACCAUUUUUUCGAGGAUUGGGCGUUUCAAUCCGAAACCUCCAAGAUCCUAGAAUCAUACUGCUAGGAUCAUGCCACUACUAGAAUCAUACUGCUAGAGUCAUCAUUCCAGUAGAAUCAUACUAGUAGUAGAACCAAUCUAGUAGUAGAACCAUACUAGUAGUAGAAUCAUACUACUAGAAGUUACUGCUAGUUUCGAACUCCAAUCAUCUAAAUUGAAUGAGAUGAACAUCGACUCACUUGAAUUUAAAUUGAAUUACUAGGCGAUAAAAAGCCACUUUUUCGAGGAUUCGGCGUUUUAACGCGAACCUUGCAAGAUUUCAAUUCGAAGCUUGCAAGGUUCAAGCUGGAAACGUGCAGUCACCAGAUUAAUCACCAGAAUGAGCAUCGCCAUCACGCCUGUGUGUAAAGGUAGGGUUUUGGUGUGUCUGUUCCGCGUUUGCUUUGCUCUUCCCACUAAGGAGAGGCAAAACAAACGGUAGCAGAAACGCCGAAAGCCUACCCUUAAUCUGUCAAGCACUGCGAGGCUGUAUUGUCUAGUUCAACAACAGAGGGGAUGAGAACGCUCUGCGGCCGCGACCCCUAUCAGGAUCCAUCCUCUGGCGACUGUGGCUCAUGUUCCUGCAGGAGGAGGAUGAUUCUAACUACUUAGACCUACGCAUUUACAGGAUUUAGAUUCUGACUACAUGUUGUCUCCCUCCUCUUUGUUGAUUGCGAAACGUACUGUGCCCCUUUUGGUGGCCAGAAAACUUUUUUCUGAAAUCUCCAAAUCCAAAAUCCAAAUGCGCAGUUCUGUUUUUGGCUCUAAGCAAAGCAGCAGACCAAGUGAUGGAGACUGGCCGCCCGACUUAUGUUAUCUCGCGUUGGCCCUUCAGGCCAGGUGGUCACGCUUCGGACCAGAAUCCGGCAGCUGAGGACCAGCUCCUCGAUCAGUUCACCAAGUACUUAUUUCCCAAUUGUUCAGUAAAAACAGACUAACGUAAUUUUUCAGUAAAAACAGACUAAAAACGUUAGUCAAAGUUUCUAACUGUACUUGCUCUGUACAUCAUCGAUCAGUGUCAUCGCAUUUCAUCCCUUUCUAAAAAGCUUGAAAGACAUCAGGUACAAGGAUCUGCUGGUACAUCAGCUGUGUGCGGCCGCACCUGAGGGGUUCACGGGUGCGGAUCUGGUCGGGCGAAUGGAAAAAGCGGAGGAGGCUAUCAUGGGACAGACCUCGGUUGCCAUCCGCGGUUGCAAGGUUCUAACCCGCGACGAGUGCAAGGAGUUGUCGCAGCCGGGUAGUACCACUGUGCUCAAGAUUAAGGCUGUCUCCUCUGUGUAGUCUCACUCUAUUUCUUGAACGCGUCUAGAGGGUCUACAUGCGUCUAUAGGGUUGAAGUUACGCCACAAUUCUUUCAAACGAAUUAUCAAAUACCGUGUAAACCCUUAUAAGUGAAAGUAUACGGACGUGCCCCUGUCGUGUUUUAACAAUUUUGCGUUGCACUAGGCUGCAAAUGAACUCCUGAUACUAUCGAAAAUGGCUUUGGAGGGCGCCCAUCUAUGCCAGGCUUGCCAUCCAUCCGUGCAAUUCAAAACUUCAAGGGAAACCAAAUAGCCUACGAUAUGAAAAAUGUUGUGUCCUGUUCUAAGAAGAAGGAAAGCGGGCAAGCGAUCGAUCUUGAUGUUAACUACUUGCUGGGAAAAGGUCAGAGGAAGUUUGCCGGUAUGGGUAGUGAAAUCUUCUCUUAUGGCACGAUAGGAGUCGGUGAGGACAAAUAUGGUAUUUUUGGAAGAAUAUAUAUUUUUUCUAGUUAGAUAUGCUCGACCAACAAUAUAGAGAUAUCAUCUUCAUCUUUAUGGGUAUGCUCUUCGGCUCUUGUUUUGAUCUUUGGAUGUAUACGUAGCGACAAAGGUUUGUGCUAGCGAUUGCCUGACUCGAGACAUGGUUUUUUCUACCAUGUAAUUGAGUGUUGUUUUUCCAAGAAUCCAUUCGUUCAGCUAGUAAUGAUCAAGUACUUGGGUACCUCAAGUAGGUUUGGCGCUACCUGCUCGGCCCGCCGGUGGUGAAUCGUCCCGCCGGUAGUAAAUCGGACAACCGCAGGAAAUGCAUUGUCCCGCCGGUAGCCUAGUGUGGUCGUUUGGGGCGAACAAUGAUGACUUUGCCCUACCUAUUGUCUCUAAUGACAGACUAUGAUCAAUGAGCAGAUGAAGAUCGCUGACGAGGAGGGUCGAGCGUGCCGAUACGUGCAUCAGGAGAAUCACCACAAGGGUAAGCACGACACGCGUGGCGGCGUCUACGGCGAGUUGCAAGCUAUCGGCCCAGAGCAUUUAAGAUUUUCACAGAUUCAUCGUCUUCUUUGGCACGUUUUGUAGUAGCUUACAGGCUAUAAGAUACUAAUAUCUCUAAAGCAUGCCGACAAGUUCGUCGGCUUCAUGCCCCAGGAGGCGCAGGUUGUGCAAGUCGGCGCUGCAUACCGCUCCGUCCUGCCACCUGGAAAUCGUGUCUUCGUCAAAGGUGAGCAGUUUUUUUGGUCUUUGGCGGAGAUGUAAUCAUCAAGAUAUUACAGAUUCCAAACAUCAAUAAGUAAGAGUCAAAUUGUAUGCGGUUUAGCGCAGUGACGUUGAGCGUGUAGAAGAGCAAUGGUCUUUCCACAGAACUUUAUACAUAUAUUGCAAGUGAACACACGACUACAGGCCCGCAUACGAUUUUCAACGAGCACGCGCGUGACCAUAUCAAGUACGCUGCCUACCGUUACUGCGACUCUGGGGAGCACGCAAAUCACAUCUACCUCUUUUUAUGGUCGGCUUGUUUCCACCUCUCUCAGCAUCUCUGCGGUGCCCUCUUGCUCACAUAGACGAACGCAGGGGAAAAGGUUCCGAGAUUCAAGGAGAAACAAAACAAUUACAAUUGAUUUAAAGGGGAAAUCAACGAGAAACAAAGUGAUAGAUCAAGGUGUGAUAGCAACUCACUCCGCCAGUAAUAGAAGCGCAGUCUAAGCUUUGAUGGUGGCAGUCUCGCUUUUCGCGAGAAGGAGAAAGUGAUCGAUCCGGAGACAGGAGACGAGGUCGAUUAAGGCUUACCCUAAUCCAUCUUCUGAAGCACCUUAGACCUGUCCCGUAAGGGGGAAAUAGGUCCAAGAUGAAUCCCGCGAUGGAUUAGGGUGAGCUCUAAGUCGAACGCGAUUUGUUCUUAGCGCGUGUGGGUGAACAUCAUAACACCCCAGACUACAGUUAAGAGGCACGUCAAUCAAUCAAUCAAUCAAUCAAUCAAUCCAAGGCGGCUGAAAUGGAGAAAGUCAACUCAUGCGUACUGGAAUAAAUUCAUGUGUACGCUCUCUUCAAAAAAACGCAGCCGCUCCUUUAGGAUAUUUCACUCUCUCAAGACGUUUUUGUAAAAGAUUAGAAGAAUCUAAUAAGACAGCUUCGGUGGCGAGGCGAAUACGAUCAUGUGUUUGCCGAUCGAUAUGAAUAUUCUGUCGGCAUGCAUGCCCGAGAUGGUCCGGUACUUUUCCCUCGUCUGAGGCCGUAUUGAUGUCGGUAGUUUGUUGAUCAUGAAUGCUCACUGUUUGAGGUUGUGUGUGUGUGUUUCUUCAGAUGUUCAUCCAAAGCAAUAUAGUAGUAUCAAUCUAUUAGGUGCAAUUCAGCUCAGACGCAAAACAUCGUCAAAACAUCGUCAACAGAUUGCACGAUAUGGGCCGCAUGGUUAUCGGAGUGGGACCCACCAUGGCUUUCGGCCAGCUGCAUCCUUAAGGCUUCUCCUAUUCCAUCUCCGGAAGCAUCUUGGAGACGUUUUCAAGGGGAAAAUGGAUUCAGGAUGCGUCUCAGGAUGGAUAAGGGUGAGCUCCAACAUGCGCAGCUUCCUCUUCCCGAUGAAAAGAAGCAUGUCGGAGUUAACGACUUUUUCCGCGUCAAAAUCCCAGGAACGAAGCAGCCGCUCUCUUUAAGAAAGUAGUAGUAGUAGUAUUUGUAGACUCUGAAGUGUUUCUUUUGCCAAAAUCAGUUGCAGCUGGUAUGCCAGGAAAGCUGUCUUAUUUCAGUCUGCUAGUUUCUGCGUUAGAAAUAACUCUCGUGCUCGUCUUACACCAACGAACAAUUGCCGACUAGUGCCUGUAGGUACUUUUCUUUUCUUCAAUUUUUCGACUGGGAAGGCGUGUUGUAGUUGGUCUUCCUCACUACUUUUUCCAACCAGUGUUGGAUUGUCGCAAAUGGUCUCCUCUUUGUAGUUGUCUUUCCAACUAGUUUCUCUUUGUAGUGACACCCAGAAGUUGUCUUCUCUUUCCACCUUCGCAACUAGUGAAGCCUAGUAGUUUAGUCUACUUCCCCGCUAAUUUUUCGCAAGAAGUUGGUUGUGAUCGGAUGGGGUCCGGAUUGCCGCAUGAUUGCCAAGGUUUUGGCGCAGGAAAACCUCGACUGCGAAUUGAUGUUAUGUUGCUCGACUAUUUUUAAUCCAUAUGGACAUGCAGCUAAAAACACUUUACUCCAUAUGGUGUUUAACCUCGAAUUCGGUGGAGGGUGUAGAGGACUAAGCCCAUCUAUGUUUCAACAAACUACUCCAAGUUUGUAUUCACUGUGGGAACUAAAGCAAAUGCAGUAGGAUUGGGUACCAAGUAUUCGAACUCAAAAUAACCGAGUAGCUGACUGAAAUAUCCGAGUAUCUGAGAAGAUUACUUUCUCCUGGGAUAGUCGGUUAUUUCAGUUUUUCGAUUAAACGAAAAGGGUUCAAUCAUGGUCGAAAAGUUGAAACAGUCAUCCUAUGGAAAGUAAUGACUCACACACAUUACUACAUGCGCACAGCAUGCGGCUUCGUACAGAUGACGCUUAAUGCCAUCUUGUCGUCUAGAGUCUAAGCUUUACUCGUCUUCUUUAAAACAAGGUAGGUAAAAGAAACAACAAAGCUCUGAACGCGUGAAAGUAAACCCUUUGUUGUUUAUGCAACCCCCCACCCCUUCCCCUUUCAAAAAUUUUCCCCGAGACGCUACCUCGUAAGUGAAUGAAGGAAAAAUGGUUUACUCGUCUUCUAUGCAAUGAAUGGUUUAUUCGUCUUCUAAUGUAAGUGCUAAUACUCGUCUUCUAACAUACUAAAGCUACUCAUACAUCUGGGGAACAACUGACUUAUAAUUAUUAUUGUAUUCCAAUGUAACUGAUCUUAAGAGGGGAAUGCUAGGUUAAGAUGCCUUCUAAUGUAAGUGAUCAACUGGAACCGGCCGCCUAAUUCGCUGAUCGAAUACCUGGACAACCUGGCGCGCAAGGGGACUGAUACGGAAGUAAUGUGCGUGGAUCCGAAUCCGAACUCGGCACUGCUGGGCCCUAUCAUUGCACAGAUUCGCUACCAGAUCGGAUAUUUACGAAAAGAUGUAGACUUUAGAGAAUUGAUUGAUUGAUUGACUUCAGAGAACUGCACAGAUUCGCUACCAGAUGGAGUUGCUAGAGAAGCAGAUGCGGACUUAUUAGAGCGUCUAACAUUCGAGAUGAGAUAAUUAUAAUUAGAUUAGGUCGGUAGUUGUCUCACAUGUGUCCUCGGUUUCGAUGUUGUGAUACCUCAAAUUUUCGCCAUACUGCUAUUCGAGCGUCUAAAAUGACAGGUCUACCAAGGGAAAUCUCCCUCAACACACCUCUGCUCCUAUUCGUUCAGAUGUUAGUUCACUUUACGACCUACAAGCUAGUCCUCUCAUCAUUAUUAGAGCACGUGCCUUGGAUAUUGUUUAGUCUUCUAGAUAGUAUGUGUAGGACUAUGUGAGACUCAUGCCAUGCCAACGUAUCAAAGUUGAUAUCGAAAGGAAUCAAUAAGGUUUAUAUCGAAAGGAAUCAUCAAUAAGGAAUAGUGCCAUGCACUAUGCCUACGCAUCGUAGGCAGUCGAGUAGAGACUGCAACACGAAGCAAUUACAGGACAUGCACUAAGCCUAAGCCUACAAGCAGUACCACUACCUAGGUCUACUGCUUGGAUAUCUGAUCUCUUGGUUAGAUAUGUCUAUGAUCAUGUCUGGUGGAACAUAUUCGUAUUUGUUCCUACUUCCUAGUGCCCUUUACUACGCAUGUGCCCGACCUAAACUCACGAUGCCCUACGUUCUUCCAGCUACUAUGCCCUACGUACAUAAAGACCCUAAUUAGCUCUCCUUCUAGCUUGCUCUAGCACUAUUAUAGAUACCACUAGCACGCCUAAGACAUGCGAGUGACCUCUUCUUCUCGGAGUGACCUCUUCUUCUAAGACAUGCGAGUGACCUCUUCUUCUCGGAGUGUACGGUUGGCAAUGCGUACGUACCGUAUGGUUUGGGCGACACCUUGAUCCAGGAGAAAGAUAUUUACCGCACCCUAAAGGCGCGUGGAAUUAUCGAGGGUGUGCCGGAUCUGAGUCAGAUCAAACGGAAACUUAUGGCGCUCAAGGCCGAUAGAACUUAUAUAUAAGUUCGUGCAUAUAUUUUUUGGGCUUAUGCUCCUUUUUUACGCAUGAGGUAAGGCGUUCGUGCGAUCUUCAUUAUACAAGGUCGAUGAACAUGAACACACAACCAGUUGCAACCCCAUUCCUAUUGAAGGAAAUGCGGCGCAAGUGCAACGAGAGUUGCUUUUUUUUUUCCUUUCCCUUUUGGCGCCAUUAAUGUGGAUGCAACGCAUUAAUGUGGAUGCAACACAUAAUUUGUAGUAUUUGUAGCAUUUGUUUGACGUUGUGUUGGGAGAGUCCUCAAAUUGUGACUCAGUAAUUGUAUACCCCUAGACUGGGCACACUACUACGACUACUCCUAUAGAUGUAGGCAGAGGACUGAGAAUGAAAGGAUUCAAGUCCACGCAUGAGAAUUUUAGUCCUCUCGUCUAAGACGAAGAGCCAGCGGGCAACUUCGGGUGCCGCGCCAACACCAGCACCAGCGGCCUCGGCCGCUUCUCCGAUUAAGGCUUCAAACAAUACAAUGCAAUGAAUUUCGCACGACAAAGAUCUGUGCAGGCUGCUGCAGCCAGAGUGUUACUUUUGACGUAGGUAAUCCAAGUAGGCUCCUGAAGUGCGCCAAUUAAUUUACGUCAUUAUUGGGGUGGCCUCUAACUCAUGCGGUGCAGUGGAGACGGUCCUUGCGCCCAUGGAUGGCGAGGGGGUCUACGUCACCUUCAUCAAGAAUGUGGGCGAUACAGUGAAGGCGGACGAUGUUAUUGCCGAGGUACACUUUUUCUUGACAAUAAGUUGCUUAGAAGCUAGUUUCCUAGAACUUCUAUGUAAUAUUACAGCUUCUUAGGUAGUCGAGCAAGGACUGCAACACGAAGCGAAGACAUGACAGGGAGGACUAGUACUGAGCUAAAAGCUCAAGAUCAAUAGAGUAUGUAUGUAAUCUGCCCUUAUCAUUGGUAUAUAGACCAAUCCCUCCAGGGAUCCUGACAUGACAUGACCCUAUACCAAUACCAACCUUAUGUCACACACUACAGGUUGA